This is a messenger RNA of Porites lobata, 13865 nucleotides long. Lineage: Eukaryota; Metazoa; Cnidaria; Anthozoa; Scleractinia; Poritidae. The record is from the annotation of a GenBank genome assembly.
AUGUUUUUGCCGGUUUUCGCUGUGGCUUUGCUUUGUCAGACGGCUACGUCUUUUAGUAUUUUCAGGUAAUGAUACCUUUUCUUGCAUCUGAGAGACUACUGUGAUUCAAUUAAAUGCUUCAAUGAAACUGCAAAUUAAUUAUUGCGUUAACGGUAAUAAAUUUCACUUACGUGUUGACUCAAGAUUCUUAAGAGAGAGGAACUGAACGGAAAUGUUUAUUGAUAGCGUAUUAGAGUUUGCAUUUGAGUAUCCAGCCGACCGGCCGGCUGUUCAUGGCUUGGAUAUAUGUUCACUUUAAAAGCUUUAUAUAAAUUCAGUUACUUGCAGCUCGUAAUUAACUGCUCGAGCCAGCGAAGGGUGAAAAAAAUUGAGGGCUUAAAAGUUUCUGACUCCCGUUUCCGGGGUAUAGAUCUUUGCGGAAAUGUUCCAAAGAUAUUUCUUUUAAAACGAGAAAAGUUUGUAAAAGAGGUCUGUUGUUUAAUGUAAGCGCCUGGAAAUAUUUCUUCUUGCAUUGUAUGCAUUCUCCCAUGAACAUUCACAGGGUUGGAUGGGAAAACAUCUGGGACUGCGCUCACCGGGAGGCCUGUUCAGAUGCAGAAGUUUCAUUGAAUAGUUUUUUAGCUAAGGUGGGCAUUCCAACGUUGAACUAAGUUGGAAAUACAGUAUUUAUCAUAUUUGAUCAUCAUUUUCCCAUUCUUUAACACCUUUCAAGCAGCAAGUUUACCAGAAAACUCAGUGCUUUGGUUUGGGGCUUGCUCAGCUCUCUUUCUUUGGUAGUUCAGGGUUGCCUGGGGAGGGGCUUACCUGUCUAGGUAUACAUCUGGAAAAGUGUUGGCCAAUAUACCAAAAUCUCCCUUAAUAACUGUAAACCCCAAAGAAGACACUUAAUACCCCCAAAGCCUUGGCUGACAUCUGGUACAUGGUUUUAUUUUAUUACAUCAUGAUUUUUUUUCUAACAUUUGCUUGUGAUCUUUGGUGAAGAAUAAUUGUUGCAUGACUUACCCAAAAGUUUAGAGACAAUAGAUUUAUCUCAGUGGUCUGCAGACAUGCCUGGCAGACAGUUUGGUAUCUCAUUCCAGGCUGUAUAACACUGCUCCAUUAAAAAGGGGAUUAAACAUCUCCUCUUUUAAUAAGUAUUAAAAGGAAUGAAAGUGUAACUAAGGCCCAGUUCAAACAUUGAACUUUCAAACCUAAUUAUUAAGUUUGGCACAUGUAAAUUACAAUAUGUGAAUCAAUUAGGAUAAUAAAUUAUAAACAUUUGAAUUUGGCGGGUCGUCCCACAAUAUAUAUUCUAUUAUUGACCGAUCAUGAGCUCUUCCAAUAGAAAUUGGCAAGAAGUCAACUUUGUUGAACUUCACAUUCUGCUGAACUUAAUUGCAUAAGUUAUGUUCAUGUAUUCCUUCAAUAAAACCAUUCUUUUUAGUUGUAGCCAGUUGUUUUCCGUGCAUUUGUGGACAAAACUCACAGUCUAAGCACAUUAAUAUGAUGUUGACAGCACUCUCAUUGAAGAUUUUGAGUCUAGUCCAGACUGAAACUGCAGGGAAGUUAAAAACAGUCUUUGAAAUCUCUCUUUGAAGCUAUAUCCGUAGUCACAAACCUGCAUUCAUUUUCAGCAGAACAGAUGCUGUCGAUGCAGACUUUAACCUGUUUAUCUUAACCCAGUGGUGGCCUCAGACCAUGUGUUAUGAUCAAAUGGUAAGUUUUUCCUUCAUCUAUCUCUUGAUUAUUCUAACACAAGAUAGGUAUUUUAAUACUAUUUGGAAAAGGCAAGAUGACACUCUUGAAUUUGUUUGGUAUGACCUGCCUAUUAAACCCAGGGAAACUCCCAUAUGAAUAGAACAUUUGAGGAUGCCCAACAAUUUUGGUCUCAUAUAUUUUACCCCUAAGAAAAUGAAAAAAAGAGAUUUAAUCGCUGGCUAGGGUAGUGUUUAAAGAAAUAAGUAAAUAGGAAAUCAAACACAUCUUUACGAUAAAUGUUAUGUAUUAUUUUAAAAUAAUGAAGAUAGUACGCAUGUUCUGAUUGGUUAGCAACCUAUGGUUUAUUGUGCUGGUAAACUCAUAGAAAACCGAAAAAUUUGCCGUUUUACUUUAAGUUUUUUUAUAAAAGCAAUAGACCGCACUUUCUAUGGGUUUACUGGCGUGAUAACCCACUUGGGAUGUUGGGAGAACAUGAGAAAAGCUUGUAAAACACUCACCUUCAGCUCGUGAUUCACAAGCUUUUCUCAUGUUCUACCAACGUACUGCAUGGGUUAUCACGCCGGUAAACCCAUAGAAAGUGUGGUCUAUUGCUUAAGUAUAGUAUACAAUAUUCAACAUUUUAUUCGCAGUUUUGGUUCUGGAAAUUGACUGCCUGUUAUGGUAUAGUCUAUUUUAGGAGUAUAAAACCUGAGCCACACCCCGAUAGUUCUUCUUUUAUGGGUUUAAAUCUUUAUUUACUGGUGAGUAUCCCUAUCCUUUUCAUGGGAGAGUCACCGCAACUCCCACCCCUAAAACUCUUUCCCUUGUUUUACAGGCCAAUAAAACUCCAUUAUUUUCCAUUAUACUUGGCAUCUUUUGAUAUUAUUUUAGCUUAACUUGUUAACAUGGUGAAAUAUAUGCACUUAUAUUUUAUAAUGGUAGGUUGCUUAAAUACAUGUAUAAGUGCCACAGUGAGCAUAGAAUAAUUUAUUAAAAGAAACUUUCUUGCCUGAUUUUCCAGCUGAGAAGCAUAUCAAUCCAGAGUCAAACCUAUAUGGUUGUACUUUUGAAGUUGCCGUGUUUGCAUACAUUGAUCUGCACAGGCCUGACUCAGUCAGGCAUGUUUCAUUCCAACGUGCAUUCACAAGUAUCAGUAUCUUAUUUGACCUAUUCAUAAUUCUUUUCUGAUCUGUUUUAACUUGUAGACUGAAGAGAACUUCAAGCGCAUUAAAAUGAAUCAAACUAAAAGCUGUGUGCCUGAAGGAGUCACCAAGUGGACAAUUCAUGGAUUAUGGUACUAUUUGUAAUAACCUUUGUAUCGUAUAUAAUUAAUGUACAGAUUUAGCCAAGGCCAAAAGCAAUUUAGCUCUCACUGGAAAUUGUUUUCUCGGCCUGCGCCACAUUGGUAGGAGGCAAGUGCUCUCACAACUGCACGGAGUGCACUGUCCGUUGCUCCCCAUUUUGCUUUCUUAUGUUAAUGUAUGGCAUAUUUAACAAUUAUUUCUAAAGCCCGAAUAUGCAUAUUUAACAAUUAUUCCUCGAGCCCGAAUGGGCUCUGAGUCAAUAGCCUAUGAAGCCUAGGCCCGAUAAUAAAAAAAAAAUUAGCUAGUUAAAGCUAGACUUUAAUCCUUUUUUGCUGCCAAAAAGCCUGAGCUUUUCGCUACUAGUGGGCUAUGACAUAUAGCCUAGUAGUAGCUCAACCAUUCAGAACACAACAUUGAUCAUAGACCAUUAGUUGGAUUUUACGGAAAUGAAAUAUUGCUUUCUUUUUCUUUUUUUCUCUUUUCUACCUAGAUCCUUUUUUAUUCACCCCUCUGUUAGCUUCUUGUCACCAAUUAUUUCCAUUAUUUUUAAGCACCUUAACCCCCCUCCUUCCCCCCACACACAUACACCUGUCACAUACUAACAUACCUGAUUACUUUUCCCAUUCUCACUGGUACCCUCCUUAAUCCCUUACCCUCUGCAUUAUUUUUAUUGAUUAUUUUCUAAUGACAAAAAACUUUGAUGCACUGAUUUUUGUGGGUUCAUCCUACAGGCCUACGAUUGGUACAGAACACAAACCAGAGUACUGUAAUGAAUCAUGGCCCUUCAAUGAAUCAGUGAUACAGGUGACCUAACAUUUCUACCUUAUUAUAAGAAAUUAACGCUUCAUGAAAUAAACAUAAAUUUCAAAAAUUUGCAUUAAUUUUUGGAAAUGUAUAUUUCUGUGCAAUUGAUUAAAUGGAACGGUGAUUACAGCAACCUUAAUUUCCAUUCCUUUUGCCCCAAAUUCUCAAUACACUUCUGACAUUCUUGACACCUAAGAAAGAAAAACAUUUUUUUCAGGGUGUAGAUGAUCUGCCAGAAACAGUGAAACAGUUCUUCACUUGACCCUUUUGUACAUUCAGGGAAAGAACCACAAAAAAAGUUCCCAUUUUGGAUUAUACAGUCAUUUACCUUAAUGUUCCUAUUGUCUUGACAAAUUUUGCUUUUUUGUGGGUGUCAUUAAAUUCAUUUUGAAAAUCUUACUCCCUCUUUCAUAUUAAUUUCAGUUAUUCAAAAGUUGUUUUCCAUCAACUUUGCAUUAUUUUAAGUCACAUUGAUUUCCAAUACCUUAAUUUCCAAUACCUUAAUUUCAUGGAGCAUUAAUUUCCCAUAAUAAGGUAUACACUUUUUAUCAUUUUUUUUCUUCUUUUUUUCCUUUGCUAUUUUGUGCUUUUGUCCUCUAGACGGAUAAGAUACUUCUUUGUUGAUAUUUCUUGUAAAAUAAGUUAAGCAUGGGACUGUGCUGUGUUUGUCACUGGUGAACUAUUUUUUAGAAUUGUUGUGAAAAUUUUGCCUUUUCCAGGAUUUGUUGCCGAAACUUGAACGUCAAUGGCCAACUCUUGAAUCAGGCCAACAAAAUGCGGAAUUUUGGUAUGAAAUUUUAAACAUGGAUUGGCAGUUAAUAAUGUUCAAUCCAGUUUUCAGUGUUUCAGCUGAAUUCUCUCUAAUAAAUUACUUGUCUUGUUAGUCAGUUUAUGUCUUGUCCUAGUCAGACAAAAUGUCAUUUGUAAAUGCUUUGUUUGUAGUGUAAAUGCUUUCAGCAACUCUGAAUACUUACAGGCACCCCAAUGUAGUAAUAAUUAACAAUUAAUGAAUGAGGCUGAGUAUCUUAUGAAGAAUUAUGGAGAUUGAGGAGGGUGUUAUCACCCUCCCAGAUCUCCAUAAUUCUUCAUAUGAUACGAAAGCCGAAUUCAAUAAUUUAUUGUUUUAUUAUUCAUUCAAAAUAGUUUCUAGUUUACAUGUAAAAACAUGGCUAAAACAUUCUUACCUCCAUUGAUCCAUCGAUGUUAAGUUCACCUUCGAUGGUGAACGUUUAGGGUUGUUCAGCCCAGCAAAUAUUCUCCAAAUAGCAGAUGUCGCCCUUCGAGUUGUCUUCUUGCUGUUCUUGCCAUGUUUUUAGCUAAUUUUUGCCUAGUUCUUUCUCUUGAAACCAGUGAAAUGUCCGCGAUUUUUCAAUCACAACCAAAACAACUCAACCUCGUCCGCAGGUCUUCUUGGUUAACCGUGCAUUAACCUGUAGAAGGCUGCAUUUUUGACGUCAUUUCCUCGUUAAACACAAAAUUCUUCCAAGUUUGGUCAUCAGUAAAUGGUUAUGGUGAAUUAUGCGUGUGCUUUUAGCCAAUCAGAAUUGAGGAAAUAUUUUGAAUGAAUAAUAAUUAUGAUUAAAACAGACAAUCCAAAGAGAACAAAACAGAUUUAAGAGAUACCCAACCUGAAGAUUCUCCCUUUGCUUUACACCCCAUCCCCACACACCACCACAAAAGAAAUCAAUGAUUAAACCUCCCCCACCCCUCUGAUAAACACAAAUUGGCCCAGUCCCAAGUUCAUCUGGCCUGCAAUGAUAUUGUAUCACUGUAUUUACUCGAUUAAACGCCGCCCGUCGGUUGAACGCCACACCUAUGCGUUUUAUCAAGGAAUAGAGAAAACAUUGCUACAUCUUGGUAAUCUACACCAUCCAGACAAUUACGAUUCCUUUUCAGGAAAUAACUUAGAACAUAUUUCUGUUUCACAUAACAUUUACAAAUGAUUUACUGAAUGAUUUAGUGAUGUAAGAAAUGUGAUUUGAAAUAAACGCUGCAUUGGACAGAUCAGAAAUGGGGAAAAUCUAAUAAUCGACGCAGCGUUUAAUUGAGUAAAUACAGUCUUUGUAGUUAGCAUACCAAGUGCUAGUCCUACUUUUUUGCAAAAACUUAAUAAACAGAUGAAUUAUUAAAAAAAGUGAAAUAAAUAAGUUUUUGGUCAGUUAUUAGCUACACUUACCCCGUAAAAGGGAAUCUGGAUUCUGGAAUCCAAGAAAUGUUUGCUUGUAAAAUCAGGAAUCCUUGGGUUUGGAAUCCGGAAUUGAAGUUCCACUGUCAAAGGCCGGAAUCCAGUACCUGGAAUCUGGAAUCCACGGUGUGGAAUCCAAAGUCCAAGACUUGGAUUUCCUUGUACAAUUACACUUCAUAUUCUUAUAGAUAAAAAAAAAUUAUUGUCCGUAAUUUCUUUCUUUCUUUUUUUUUUUUUUUUCGUCACAAAGGAAACAUGAAUGGGACAAACAUGGAACUUGCAGUACCAAUAUUCCUUUUUUGAACUCAGAACACAAGUACUUUACAAAAACGCUGUCACUGAAUGUCAAGUAUGACCUAUACAGGUAAGGUGUGGAACCGUCAUACACACUUAUGACGCAAGCAUGAAAGGACGAGACCUAAGGGCCACAACGCAAUUAAAUUGUAUAAAAGGGCAAAAGUGCACCCUAAAACAACUACAAAACAUAGUUCUCACAAAUGCUGCGCUGCUGCGCUUUGUAAUAAUCGUUCCGAUAAUAGCAAAGACUGGACGUUUCAUGUGUUUCCGAAGAAUCCUUGCCGAAGGUUGAUUUCUCCACUAUCCACUGCGCACGUUCAUUUACUAUAACUGCUCCAGGAAUAUCUUUUGAGGUGAAUUUUAAAUCACAAAUCGCUCUUGUUUUCACCCCCUAUUUACUUUUUUAAAGUUUGCGGGAAAUCUUGUGGCCAUCAGGCCUCGCUUUCAUGUUUACGUCGUAAGUGUGUAUUCAGUAAGUUCACAUGAUUGAGGGAAUGGGGGAGAGGGGGAGAACGAAUUAAGAUUGAGAUACUGGAUCAUUACACAUUUCUGGGAAACUACCCACCUACCCCUCCCUAAAGCCAACAUUUUACCCCAAGUGAGAAGUAGGGGAAGCCGAAGGGUAGGUGGACAGUUUCCCAGAAACGUGUUACUGAAGGUAUCCAAGUCGUGGGUCCACGUCCUCCUUACAUCUCUCCAUUGGUAAAUUUCAUGUCGUAGUCGUGCUGCGGACCUCAAGGAAAUGUACCAUGUACCAAAUGUGUGAUACACGUGCACGUGCGCAAUCUUAGUUGAUCCGCGCUGCAUCAUGGGAUACCUGAAUAAUCCCCCAGUGUGGGGGGCUGUUGUUUUGAUAAGUGAACCUUUUUUUUCUUUUUUCCGGCUUUCUCUUCCGUCGUCUUUACAGUUAUAAAAAAGAAAGCUUCUGCUACCAAUGAGAAGAGCACUUUGUGAUGUGUGCGCCCACUUCCUUAAUCUCCGCUAUCUCAGAUCGAUUAACUCGAGUCCGGACAAAUUUUUGAACGGACAAAAAACGUGCACGGAUCCGCCUUUCGUCCACACGGGCGUUACUGCAUCAGUGGGCAGUUGUUCAGGCAGUCCUGCUUCAUGGUGCUUCUUAGGUAGUUCUUGAGCCGUCUGAGCGCGGUAAAUGUGCGCUCUGAUGUCGCCGAUGCCACAGGUAAUGUCACUGGCGAUAUUUUCGGCGCCAAAACGUUGGACAGGCAGCCCCCCCUGCUCCACCCCCUAUGAUAUUGUAUUGAACACAGUUAAGAGAAAGUUCGAUUCAUCUUCUUCUUGCAGCGCUUAUGUCAUAAUUACGAUAUUGUUUUGAUCGCACAUUUGCUGGGUGAUAGGGUUGGGAUUGCGUUUGUCGCUGUGAUAUUGUAUUAAUUCUUUUUUUUAAUAUUCACGGGUUAACUAGACAGCUUGCGUCUUAGCCAGCGAGCAAGCUCACCUAUUUGGGCGAGCAAACGCGCGAGCGAGCCGGCAGAGAACGCGCAAGCAAGCAGCGAGAAGAGCUUGCUCGCAGGCUACUUGCGUCUCAACCUUGUUACAGUCAAACCAGGUGAAGCGUUCCCGUCGCUAACGAACUAAUGAAUUCAUUCACGGAAAAAUGAUUUCGUUUGUUGAUUCAAUAACCCAUUCAUAAAAUGAACAAUCCAAUAUUCAUAUUUAGCCUCGAUUCCAUAGUCGAAUGUUGAUUCGAUUACUGUUUUUUGAAAAACUACACUUUCCACAAGUUGACCUCAGAAUUUUGUUUUUUCCUCUUUUUUUCUGAGAGUCGAGUGCUGGCGAGUUCUGAAGUUCAAACCCAAACAAACUGUUACAUGUACGCCAGUUUGCUGCCAGUAAUCAGUGCAACAGACCUAGGCCUGACCUCUUAGAAAACACAACGGUCAAACUGAGGUCAGUGUAUGUGCGGUGAUUGGUGGAUUUCGAUCCUCGGCCUUUGUCAGUUUCUUUGCGUUUGCGGUCUGUCUAUUCUAGCUGUUAUUUUGAUUAAAGGCAAUGAAAAACGCAAUCGUAAAAAGCAGGAAAAAGGAAGCAAAUACGAUUGAACACGACAGACAAGAAUAAAGAACAGGUAGAUUUUGUUCAUAAACCAAAUCAACAUUUGAUUAUUGAAUGGAGGUCCAAUUUGACUGUUGGAUUAUUCAUUUUAUGAAUGGAUUAUUGAAUCAACAAACGAAAUCAUUUUUCCAUUAAUGAAUUCAUUAGUUUGUUAGCGACGGGAACGCUUGACCUGGUUUGACUGUAACGAAGGUUACCCCGCUUGAAAAUGAAUAUGAGAAUGCGAGAAUUCCUUGAGGAUUGAUAAGUUUUGUAUCAUUUGGUAAAGUAUCGUUUAAAGAUACUGAGUAUAGCUUACCGUGUCCUCAGGAAGUACUGUUGCGGCGGCUAAUGAUGGGGUUUUAUAAGAUUUGUUAACAUAUGUGACUAUGUUUCUUGUAAAUAGCAUCCUUAAACAGAGUGGAAUUGUACCAUCAGAUGAUGCAACAUACCAGGUUAGGAGAAUGAUUUGAUCUGCCUUUUUUACGAUUUCAAACUCUGUCUCUGUUUAUAAUGGUUAAAUCUGUACGUAGCUGUUUUUUUGAAAACGUCACCGCCAAAUAGACCUCCUCCGAUCAGUAUAAAAACUAAGAGUAUAACCCGGCAUUACUUUUUUUUCUUCUCCUCCUUUCCUUCUCCUCACCCUCAGUUGCCGGCCAUUUUUCCUUUUCUUUUGUCUUCGUUAGUGUAAUUUAGGCCUUAUUGGACGCGAAAAAAAACCCUGCCUAUUUGGCUCUUUCCAUUCUGCAAACAGUCUCGCUAGAUUCCGCGUUUUCAAAAAUCCGGCCUCAUUAAAGGCCUUUGAUGUCUAUCCUACGUAUGUGAAGCGGAUAUUUACGACCUUAAGAUUUGUGAACAAAUAAGACAGCUUUAUUUAUAUAUCGUGCUCUUUGGCCUUUCUCUUGAAAUAAAAUGUCGUGGCUCGUAUUAAGUGUUGAAUUUUUGCCUUUUUUUUACCUUUCUUUUUUCUUUCGCAGGUGAAGGAAAUUCAAGGCGCCUUUUUUGACUUCUUUCGAGUUCGUUUCAGAAUGACUUGCUACAAAACCGAGGUAACUCGCUCAUAUUGGCACGUUUUAGCUUGUCACGUGUUUUAGGGUUUACACUUAGUACCAGUUUGUUCCAACGUUUGAUAGCGCAAUCAACCUGGUAAGUAUUAGGGAAACCAGUAGGACAAUUGCACGAUGACGCCGUUGUACCAUAACAAGCAUUAUACUACUACAUGAAAAAUUUCUGCAAUUUGAUUGGCUUAGAGCAGUGGUAUUUCAACUUAAUUUGAAAUACCUACAUGUGAAAAUUACAAAACCUUUGCGGGUAGUAGUAUAAACAAAUAAUAGCAUGAUUUGUACGUGAUAUUUUUUUUGAGGCAAAAUUGUCUCAAAUUUUCUCUUGGAAAUUACGUAUAAAAUUGAAAAACUCAUCGUAUUUAUGCCAAAAACUACAAAUCAAACGAAUCCUUGGGUCUUCCCUUUUCUGUGAGGAAAUUAAGGCUAUUGUUUUUAGGCUAUUUUCUUGGAUUGGGAAAUUGAAUCAAGUAAGCGGAAACGAAAUGAAUUCUGGUAGGUGUAGUCAUAUGAUGUCAACUUGAAAAUGGCCCAUUGCGUUUUCCACUGGAUAGAGAUAAAAUACGUUGGAUAACGUUAUCCACUUUUUGAACAACGGGGGCUGAUUGGUUGCUGAAACUAGUGGUCGCAUUUCCAACCAAUCAACAGGUGUGGCAACGCCAAUGCAAUCACGUAAGUGACUUGAAACGCUCCAACAGAGGUACCUUAUUACAUGAAAUUUUCGCGACACGUUAAUUUCGCGAUUUUACGAUGCGAGUAUUUCGCGACAAUUAAAUUUCGCGAUUUUGCGAAAUUUUUGUACUUUGAAUGACUUUAAUUUCGCGAUCUUUAGUGAGACGCUAUUUAUUUAACUUAUCCUUCAAGCAAAUAGAACAACCUCAUUUACAAUAACUUCAAAAUUUAUAACAAGAGGUGCAGCGACAGGUCUAUAUGAGAACAGUAACAUCAAAGUUCUAACAAUUUUCACACGAAUUUUUCCGCUUGUUCGUUAAUUUUAGUCAAUUGACCAUGAUUUCCAUAGCCGUUUGUGUAAAUUCGUCCUUUCUUCAUUAUUAGCUGUUACUGAUAUAUCGUUGUUCACUUAAUUUUCGCGUUAUGUUAUGUUUGCGACAAUUAUUGUUCGCAUCACUUUAAUUUCGCGAAUUUAAAAAAAUCGCGAAAUUUAAGUGUCGCGAAAAUCUCAUGUAAUGAGGUAUUUAUGCGCAGCAAUAGCGGCGAGUUUUUGCAGCGACAUCAGUGCGAUCUAAAUGCGCUUUUAUUAUUAUUAUUAUUAUUAAAUGUGUGUUCUAUUAAAUAAUAAGUAUAUAUACAAAUAUGACGGACAGAAAUUGAUAAACCGCGAGAAUCGCCAUGUAGUUACGCUAAACGUCGAUCAUCAUCGAAUUUGCUGCGCCUCACCUUCGAUAACUCGUGCUGAAAUCAUCGCCUGUUUACAGUUUUGACCUGGUCCCUGUUGUUCAAAAGCUGCAUAGCGCUAUCCUUAGGAUAAAUCACUAUCCAGCGGCUAAGUAUUAGGGAAAUCAAUUGCGCUAUCCACUGGAUAGAGAUUUAUACGGUAGGUAGUGUUAUCCACCGGAUAAAUCACUAUCCAGCGGCUAAGUAUUAGGGAAACCAAUUGCGCUAUCCACUGGAUAGAGAUUUAUCCGGUGGAUAGUGAUAUCCACCGGAUAAAUCACUAUCCAGCGACUACGUAUUAGGGAAACCAAUUGCGCUAUCCACUGGAUAGAGAUUUAUACGGUAGGUAGUGUUAUCCACCGGAUAAAUCACUAUCCAGCGGCUAAGUAUUAGGAAAAUCAAUUGCGCUAUCCACUGGAUAGAGAUUUAUACGGUAGGUAGUGUUAUCCACCGGAUAAAUCACUAUCCAGCGGCUAAGUAUUAGGAAAAUCAAUUGCGCUAUCCACUGGAUAGAGAUUUAUACGGUAGGUAGUGUUAUCCACCGGAUAAAUCACUAUCCAGCGGCUAAGUAUUAGGAAAAUCAAUUGCGCUAUCCACUGGAUAGAGAUUUAUACGGUAGGUAGUGUUAUCCACCGGAUAAAUCACUAUCCAGCGGCUAAGUAUUAGGAAAAUCAAUUGCGCUAUCCACCGGAUAGAUAUUUAUCCAAGGGGUAGUGUUAUCCGCAUUUUAAACAACUGUAGGUGGACAAAUUUCCCAUGUACCUCCCCUUGGCUCCGCAAUUGACGCAAAACUGUGGAAACAUCUUUCUUGGGCCGAACCAAAAUGUGUAUGGAAAAUCUGAAAUAUUUUUCGUCGGCUGGAAUCAAGAUAUGUUUUAGCCACAAAUUGCUUCCAGUGGGUUCGAAAGGGAAGUCGCCUGUAUAGACCGUCUGCGAUUUAGUGCACGUUAUCGUGUUAGAAAACCACAGACGGACAAUACCAAUGGUUCUGACGAUACGUGGGCCAGCUGUAACGCAGGCUACGGCUAGUGAAAUUGUAUACCGUGUGUAAGACACAAGACCCUAAAGUUCAUACCCUGUUCAGCGGAAAAGGCCCGUUCGGGCCAAAUAAGAGUGUGCCCCGCCCUUUCCCCGGGGGCAAAACCGAACCAAUCUUAUCACGCCAAAAAAAAUUUCGAGACUGAAAUUGAUAAUCACUCUGAAUCUGUUAUUGCUGUCGGUCAUCAUUCGUUUCCAUCCUCCGAAGUGAGCUUUGACACCUUAUGGUACCCACACAAAGUAAUACCUUACAGAGAAGGGAGUGCAUUGACUAUAGUAAUUAAAGUUAAGCACUGAAUUUGGUGAUAACACUGAAUAUAGUGAUUAGGGCUAAGCAUUUCCUGUUACGGUAGUGAUUAGGGUUAAGCUCUAUCUCGAUAUGGUACACUUUAAUUGGCCGUUCAUCAAAAACGUUCUGCUCAGGAAAUCCACCAUGGUGUUGAGGUAUGGGCAAUGAGCUACAGUUCUGAGACCUGGAUCAAUUCCCGAUAACGUCUCCCUGACUAUUUUCUUCUUCUUCUUGAAAAUUUCAAGAGAUUUAGAAAUUUAAUGUAGGUAUAAGUGAUAUGGAAAGGUCAUUUUUGAGGGUGGGAAGGAGAGAUAUUAGAGAGCUUAAGGGAAGACGUUGUGGGGCGACGCUUUUCAAACGGAAAUUAGGCCUUUUUCUGUCUAAUAUGCAUUGACACUACCAAAUAUGUACUGCUAAGUUUUAUUACUCUUUUAGAGCUAAUUUGCCCGAAAAAUUGGGCAAAACCAUGCAAAAAGUCCGCUUCUGGUUGACUAGACUGCAAAACAGUCCGUAUUUUUGCGUAUUCAAGUACGCGCGAGCAGUCAAACGGGCGUGUGAGGCUCGCGCGCUUCGCGCGCGUAAGACUCUUACGCCACGCUUUACCGAUUUCUUUACUGAUUUUGAGAAAAAAACCGCCUAUUUUGCAGUCUACUGGUUGACGUGCGUCGCUCAAAAACAUCUUUGUCUAAAGGGACCAUGUCAGGAGGAUAUUGCUGUUUUAGGUCAAUUCUGUGAUGAAGUCAUUACAGCUGCCCACCUAUCCCUUCCCUAAGCCAACAUUUUGCCCUAAGUGAGAAGUAAGUGUUAAUGUUGGCUUAGGGGAGGGGUAGGUAGCGUCAUUACUUAGUGCCUUUAUCCACACAAAAUACUCCUGUGGAGAUAUGAACAAGACAACAUAAGGCUGGAGUACUAACCAUAACACUUUUUGUUGAGUUUCGCUGGCAUUGCAUUAAAACUUGAAAAAGUUGGCCCAACUUUUCAAGUUUCAAUCCUCGCCAUCCGUUACGACAGACAACAGGAAACAGUUUCAAUGCCUAAAUAUAGCCAUAAAUAACAAAACUAGACCAGUAUUUUUGAAAUUCAGUUGAUGUGAGAAACGGUUUUGGUUUUUAAUUUAAAAGGUAGCAUAAAGGGUGAGAACGCCCCUUUAAGCUCCCUAAUGGUUAUUUUCCUUCAUUGUAGGGUAUGGGCCAGAUGCUUGAUAGUGUAGAGUUGUGCCUGGAUAAAACUGAUCUCAGCUUGAUUGAUUGCCAGGACAGCAAUCCUGAUUGUGACUUCAGCAAACCAGUGCAAUAUCCACCUAUUAUUUACCCAAGUGACUUGGUAUAAGACCAGCUAUCAGCGAAUCAGAUCUCCGAACUGUUAGUGUACUGCAAAACUGUAAAAACAAGCUUUAAUCUUGGUGCUAAGCUGAGCUUGGCUUACUUUUAGCUUUAAACUUGACUGUAGGGGAAUACAUUUGGUUAGUCGGCUUAGAUUAAGGUAUGGGCGGCGGGGGGGAGUAACUGUUUAAUAAGCAGGUCCUUGACUGAAAACUGAAGUACAUAAAAUAGAAGUCUAGUUGAAGCCUGGUGAAAAUGAGCAACCUUCCUCUUUUAAUCUAAAUAUUAUGGAAGUAAUUAAAAACAUAAUGGAAGCAGUAGGCCUCAAUGGGAGCAACCGAUAACCGCAAUCAGGGACUCCUGCCACAAUUGAGUGAUUUAAACGUUCAAUUUUUGCUUAUCUCCUAUAGUGAAAUGCAGUCUCCAAACGUUAUUGUUACC